Messenger RNA from Coffea eugenioides, 1012 nucleotides. Its product is annotated as protein mago nashi homolog. Bases 118 to 579 code for a protein of 153 amino acids. Lineage: Eukaryota; Viridiplantae; Streptophyta; Magnoliopsida; Gentianales; Rubiaceae. The transcript is spliced from 3 exons. Gene Ontology annotation, cellular component: nucleus; exon-exon junction complex. The record is from RefSeq and is a predicted model, not a curated record. Gene Ontology annotation, biological process: RNA splicing.
UGAAGUCUUGCGGUCCUGUACGCCGCUUUCUGAGAAGGGCAGGGGCUGAGAAUUAAAAAGAAUCGAGAAAAAGCAUUAAGGCUAGGAACGAAGAAGAGGAGGUGGAGGAAGAGAGUCAUGGCGGAGACAGGGGACGAAAAUGCAGGGGAGUUUUACUUGAGGUACUAUGUCGGCCACAAGGGUAAAUUUGGGCAUGAGUUCUUGGAGUUCGAGUUUAGGCCCGACGGCAAGCUCCGGUAUGCUAAUAAUUCCAACUAUAAGAACGACACCAUGAUCCGUAAAGAGGUCUUCGUCACCCCCGCCGUUCUAAAAGAAUGCCGUCGCAUCGUCGUUGAAAGCGAGAUAAUGAAGGAAGAUGACAACAAUUGGCCAGAACCAGAUCGCGUUGGAAGGCAAGAGCUGGAGAUUGUAAUGGGGAACGAGCACAUAUCUUUUACUACUGCUAAGAUUGGUUCUCUCGUGGAUGUCAAUACCAGUAAAGAUCCUGAAGGUCUUCGAAUCUUCUAUUAUCUUGUUCAGGAUUUGAAGUGUUUCGUGUUUUCUCUUAUCUCACUCCACUUCAAGAUCAAACCCAUUUGAGUGUCAGCCAUAUCACCCCCUGGAACAGAAGGAAAGCCAUGUGUUUUGAAGUUGCUUGGUCUGUUGUCCUUUGCCUUGAUAAGUUCGUUAUAUAUUUAAACUUAUAAAUAGCGUUGAUUUGGGUGAUUGUUCGAGUAGAUGAAGUUUGUGAUAUGCUAGUUGUGUAAUUGAAGAUCUAUUCCUUUUGCUCUUGAUAAGCCCUCUUUUCCGCAUUAAUCAGUGGAUCUUCAGGCUUGAGCCUAGGCUGACUCGCAUCUGAUCAGCCCCUCCUUCCUGUUUCUAAUUUAAGACGUGAUUAUUGCAUCUCGGAGGUGGUGUAGGUAUUGUGUUAGUUUUAAAGGGUGAAUUGUGUAACGCAAAACAAAUCUAGUGAUGCAGAUAUUUGUCUUUUCUUAUUUCCGGUCAGCAUGUUCUGUCGGUCUGAGUUUGUGCA